Molecule: messenger RNA, 747 nt
Organism: Scheffersomyces coipomensis
Lineage: Eukaryota; Fungi; Ascomycota; Pichiomycetes; Serinales; Debaryomycetaceae
Exons: 1
Coding region: 1-747 (248 amino acids)
Cellular component (GO): mitochondrion
Source: RefSeq, a predicted model, not a curated record
AUGAUAAAUAGAACCAAACCUAUAAUACAGAUCCUGAGGAGAUUUGCAUCUUCAACAUCAUCACCAAUUAAAAGACCACCAAGAGUUGAACCUAACAAGUCGGCCGCUUAUAUCAAGAGAUAUGCAUUCUAUGAUUUAGUAUUAAGAACAGCAUCACACCCUACCCAUCCUAUAGAGGCUAGUUUGAUGUCCGCUGAUGAAUUAACUGAAUUAAAGAAACAUACCAGUACAACAUUUGAAGGUAAUUAUUCAGUUGGUGAUCUUUCACCUCAAGAGAAAAUAGCAAGAAUCUUUGGAGGUAGAAUCAAAGGUGAAGCUCCAAGAUCUUCAAGUCGUUUAUUAAGAGGUGAACCAAGAAUAGUAGGGGGUAUUACUGUACCUGAAAAACCAACUGAACCUGAUAAUUGUUGUAUGAGUGGAUGUAUCAAUUGUGUAUGGGAAUUAUUCAAUGAUGAUAUUAAAGAUUGGAAUGCAAAACGUAAAGAAGCAGCUUUGAACUUAGUGGCUAAAGGUGAAAGAUGGCCUGAAGAUUUCCAUGCUCCAAUUAAAUAUUUAAAGAAGGAAAAUUUACCUUUAUCACUUGCUAAUAAACUGAGAGAAGAGUUAUUUAAAGAGGCUGGUAUUAAGUCUAGUAAGUCUGAUGAAGAUGAAAAUUGGGCUAAUAUUCCUAUGGCUAUCAGAGUAUUUGCUGAAACUGAAAAACGGUUAAAAGCAAAGAAAGGAAUUAAGACUACUGCAUCAUCAUAG